UGUGCCCGGGGCCCGACGCGGAUCCGACGCCCGGAGCCUCCGGGAGCCGCCAGGCAGACCCUGAGCAUGACCGACGGGCUGAUGAGCAAAGCAGCCACCAUGGAGAUCCCAAUCCAUGGCAACGGAGACUCCCGGCGUCUGGCUGAGGACGAUGGUCUGGAGCAGGACCUCCAGCAGGUGAUGGUGUCGGGGCCCAACCUGAAUGAGACCAGCAUUGUUUCCGGGGGCUACGGGGGCACCGCCGAAGGCAUCAUCCCCACCAGCGCCAUCAAAGGCUCUCUCGUUCCAUCUCACCCACCCCGAAGACCGCUCAUCUCCCCCAGCCCGUCGGCUGCCAGCCGGAUUGCCAGCCAGGCAGUUGCUGCCUCAGGUUCCAAUUUGCACCAGCCGCACUCCAGCCCGGCCCUGGCAGGCGAGGAGGCCACACGGGGCAUCGCGGUCGAGAAGUUUGAUGUUGUCAAGAAGUGGGGCAUCAACACCUACAAGUGCACCAAGCAGCUGCUCUCGGAGCGCUUUGGGAGGGGCUCGCGGACCGUCGACCUGGAGCUGGAGACCCAGAUUGAGCUCCUGCGGGACACCAAGCGCAAGUACGAGAGCGUCCUGGGCCUGGCCAGAGCCCUCACCCACCACUUCUACAGCCUGGUGCAGACGCAGCACGCCCUGGCCGAUGCCUUCUCCGACCUCAGCCAGAAGUCCCCCGAGCUGCAGGAGGAGUUUGGCUACAACGCAGAGACCCAGAAGCUGCUGUGCAAGAAUGGGGAGACCCUCCUGGGGGCUGUCAACUUCUUCGUCUCCAGCAUCAACACGCUGGUCAACAAAACCAUGGAAGACACUCUCAUGACCGUCAAGCAGUAUGAGACGGCCAGGCUGGAGUACGAUGCCUACCGCACGGACCUGGAGGAGCUGAACUUGGGCCCUCGGGAUGCCACCACCCUCUGCCGCCUGGAUGCUGCCCAGGCCCACUUCCAGGCCCACCGCGCCAAGUACGAGAAGCUGCGGGCAGAUGUGGCCGUCAAGCUGAAGUUCUUGGAGGAGAACAAGGUGAAGGUGAUGCACAAGCAGCUCCUGCUCUUCCACAACGCCAUCUCGGCCUACUUUGCCGGCAACCAGCAGCAGCUGGAGCAGACGCUCAAGCAGUUCAACAUCAAGCUGAAGAGCCCCGGAGCAGAGAAGCCCUCGUGGCUGGAGGAGCCGUGAACUGCCAGCCCCCUCCCCCGGCCCGCCCCCUCCCCGGCCCCCUGGCUCCCUUCAUGGACCUGGACUCUGGGGGGAGGGGGCUGAGCUCAGGCGCCCCCCUUACCGCUCCUGUGCCCCCUCGCCACCUUCUGGGGCAGAAGAAGAGGCAGGCCGGAUGAGGAGGGAGCCCUUGCCAGCAGAAACAGUCUCUCCUCUCUUCCCCCCCCCCAGCUUUUCCUGGGGCUGCUUGAGUGGCAGGUGACUCUCGCCCCACCCCAGAUUUUGCUCUUGGCUCUGGAGAAGGGGGGCCCUGCCUCCACCCCUUCCUCCAUGCCACGAGGGCCUGCACUUUUGACACACUCCAUGGUGGGGUGGGGGGUGGGAAACAGCCACAAAAGAGGGGCUGGCAUUUUGGGGAGAGGGGGAAGCGGGGUUCUCCCUCUUGCCACAAGGCAGCUCCAGCCCCACACUACACAUUUCUUGCCCCCCCUGCUGGCAUAAACAGGGAGGGAGGGCGUCAUCCUCUGGCCCCCGGCUGCUGUUCCGCUCCAGUACUUUUCUCAUGGGGGGGGAGUGGAGUGGGGGUCCUGCAUUUGGGCAGCUCUGACCUCUCCCUAGUUGUGCUCCAAAUUGUGGCGGGGAGGGGGAGCUGUGCACAGGGGGCCUCAGUCUGGAUGUGCUGCUAUUGGGGUGGGGGUGGGGGUGAAUGUGAGGAUCCCCAACUGGGAUUGCCCCCCCCCUCUCAGUAUGGACCAAAAAGUAGCAUGGCUUCAGCCUUGCGGGGAGGGGGGGAUUGUGUGUGUGUGUGUGUGUGUGUGUGUGUGUGUGUGUUUUACGGCCAGUACCCCUGUGUUUGUUCCUAGGUGAGGGGGCUCCAUAGGGGGGCGGCAGGGUGAAGGAAUGGGUGCUUCUCCCUGCUGGGUCCCCCAACCCACUCUGUAAAGAAUCCAGAAUAAACGGUACGAAUCAGAA
Molecule: messenger RNA, 2148 nt
Organism: Zootoca vivipara (common lizard)
Lineage: Eukaryota; Metazoa; Chordata; Lepidosauria; Squamata; Lacertidae
Gene: ARFIP2
Product: ARF interacting protein 2
Biological process (GO): regulation of Arp2/3 complex-mediated actin nucleation; intracellular protein transport
Cellular component (GO): trans-Golgi network membrane
Molecular function (GO): protein domain specific binding; phospholipid binding
Source: RefSeq, a predicted model, not a curated record